GAAUUCAGAUGAAGUGUUACAGGAAGUUGCGCAUGACAACUAUUCAUGGUACAAUGGCGCCUCUAGAUUUGGAUAAAUACGCUGAGAUUGCUAAACAGUGUAAAUAUCUCCCAGAAAAUGACCUCAAGAGGUUAUGCGACUAUGUGUGUGAUCUUCUCCUGGAAGAAUCUAAUGUUCAGCCAGUUUCUACUCCUGUAACGGUGUGUGGAGACAUUCACGGACAGUUUUAUGAUCUUUGCGAGCUCUUCCGAACUGGCGGCCAGGUCCCCGACACAAAUUACAUCUUUAUGGGGGACUUUGUAGAUCGAGGAUAUUACAGCUUGGAGACAUUCACCUAUCUGCUGGUACUGAAAGCCAAAUGGCCUGACCGCAUCACUCUUCUACGUGGAAACCACGAGAGCAGGCAGAUCACCCAAGUUUAUGGUUUUUAUGAUGAGUGCCAGACCAAGUAUGGGAAUGCGAAUGCCUGGCGUUAUUGCACCAAAGUGUUUGAUAUGUUAACCGUUGCAGCUCUGAUGGACGAGCAGAUCCUGUGCGUCCACGGCGGCCUCUCUCCAGACAUAAAAACUCUUGACCAAAUUCGAACCAUCGAGCGGAACCAGGAGAUCCCCCAUAAAGGAGCUUUUUGUGACCUGGUGUGGUCAGACCCUGAGGACGUGGACACUUGGGCCAUCAGUCCCAGAGGAGCUGGCUGGCUUUUUGGUGCAAAGGUCACAAAUGAGUUUGUUCACAUCAACAACCUGAAGCUGAUCUGCAGGGCACAUCAGCUCGUCCAUGAAGGCUACAAGUUCAUGUUUGAUGAGAAGCUGGUAACAGUGUGGUCGGCUCCCAACUACUGCUACCGCUGCGGCAACAUUGCAUCCAUCAUGGUCUUCAAAGACGCUAGCACAAGAGAGCCAAAGCUCUUCAGAGCAGUGCCUGAUUCUGAAAGAGUCAUCCCACCCCGAACAACAACACCUUACUUCCUGUAAACACAUUAAGCUGUAGUAGCUAACAUUUGGUCAGUGCACAGAUACUGACUGGGACAGAGGCAUUUGUCAACCCUUAUGAAUUUUGUCCGUUGCAUUUAGAGUAUUUACAGUGUGUAUUGUGGUGCCAACUGUCAGUUGUUAUUCCUGCUCUGUGCAUUUAAUGCCAUUAUGCUGCAGCUUUAGUCACACUGACACAUAACAGCAAAGUAAGGUUGCCGAGCACCACCACUGUGCUGUUGUAUUAAAAGGACUGAAAUCAGAUGACCCUUUUAAAUGAUCAUAUUUAUAAAUCUUCAUCCUGCCGUACAAUUAAAGUUCAUCACAAAGCAAAAUUCACACACAGUGUUGUAUAGACUGAUCUAUUUUAUAUUGUAAGAUUACAUGAAGAGGUGGAUAUAAGAUGAAAACACUGCACAAGUUAGAAAUUCUUAAAUCUGACAAGUCCCAGUUAAACAGUCAUCGUUAUCUUAUAAAUAUAUAAACCUGAAAGUUGAUGUGUAAAAAUGUUCUCAUCUUUUUUGUUGUUACACAAUUCAGUUUCAUACAUCCUGUGGUACCUUAAAGAUUGUCUUUAAUGUCCAGGUUUGGAAGCACUUCUUCUGAGCAUUAUUUUUCUGUGUAUCUUUGUUUGUAAAUAAAGAAAAAAGGAAAAGUCA
Messenger RNA from Melanotaenia boesemani (Boeseman's rainbowfish), 1627 nucleotides. RefSeq names its product serine/threonine-protein phosphatase 6 catalytic subunit-like. Gene Ontology annotation, molecular function: protein serine/threonine phosphatase activity. Bases 9 to 971 code for a protein of 320 amino acids. The transcript is spliced from 7 exons. Gene Ontology annotation, biological process: G1/S transition of mitotic cell cycle; peptidyl-serine dephosphorylation. Lineage: Eukaryota; Metazoa; Chordata; Actinopteri; Atheriniformes; Melanotaeniidae. The record is from RefSeq and is a predicted model, not a curated record. Gene Ontology annotation, cellular component: cytoplasm.